This is a messenger RNA of Gadus morhua (Atlantic cod), 1349 nucleotides long. Its product is annotated as RERG_RasL11_like domain-containing protein. Lineage: Eukaryota; Metazoa; Chordata; Actinopteri; Gadiformes; Gadidae. The transcript is spliced from 4 exons. The coding region runs from base 86 to 832 and encodes 248 amino acids. The record is from RefSeq and is a predicted model, not a curated record. Gene Ontology annotation, molecular function: GTP binding; GTPase activity.
CUGUCCUCCCGAAGGUCCGCCCUCCAUGCAUGUCCACCUUGUAUAGGCCUCCCUGCUGCUCCGGGUUGCAGGCAUUCGGGUCGACAUGGUGGUCAGAGAGAGUCAGCGUCCCGGUACCAAGAGGAGUAGAGCCAUGGAGGGGCUUCAGAGGAGCAGAACUAUGGAGGGGACUUCUCCGAGGAGCAGAUCGGAGGGGCCUCCUCAGAGAGUCGACGCGAACAUCGCCCUGAUUGGAGCAGAAGACGUAGGGAAAUCUGCGCUCACCGUGCGGUUCUUAACCAGAAGAUUUAUCGGAGAAUAUGGAGACAUCGAGUCGAUACACAGUCACUGCGACAUGAUCGAUGGACGAGAGAUCUGUUUCAACAUCUGGGACUCCGUCUGUCCUCAGAAUGAGGGCAUUGCCGAUCACAACAUCACCAAACAGCUCCAGUGGGCGGACGGCUUCAUCCUGGUCUACAGCAUCUGCGAUCGCUCCAGCUUCUCCGUGGUGGAGCAGCAGGUGCGGCGUCUCAGAGGACAGGCCCGGACCAGGGGGGGUCCCGGCGCAACGCCCCCCAUCAUCAUCGUGGGAAACAAGCGGGACCUGCGGCACCGCCGCACGGUGUCCAGCGAGGAGGGCCGGCUCCUGGCCCUCACGGCCGACUGCGGCUUCUUCGAGAUCUCCGCCGCGGAGAACUACCACGGCGUGCUGCUGGCCUUCCACGGCCUGCUGGAACUGAUCCGGGAGACCAGGGCCCUAAAGAAGGGUCCUGCGGGCAUCAAGGGCAUCGUUAGGAGCGUGUCUGCGGUGUUUGGGAGGAGACGGAACGACGCGAAAGACGCGCAAGACUGAGCUGGGUUCCGAUUCAAUAUGACCGGACAAUUGGAGGCCGUGGGGAUCCCGAAAUGUAAAAAGUGUGAAUAAAAGAUGGAACUAUUCCGCCAGCGAAGAAACUAUGAGGAGUUUACGCCAACCCGGUGUUGCCGUUGUUCAUAACACCUGCUGAUCCCGUGGGCCCUGACUUGUAAAUAUCGACCAUCUUCCAAACCCUCAUCAUCAAUCAUCAAAACCCUUCCAAAAGAAAGACUAUUUAAACUCCUAUCCUGAACGACUUCUCAACAUGUGAAGACACAUCAUGAAAUGAACAUUUAUCCUAUGACAAUGUUUAAACAAUGUUCGAAUUUUAUAAGAAGCAAUUUUUUCCUUAUAUUUUUUGUAAAAACCAAACAUACAAAAUGUGAAUCUGUCAAAUGUUUGUUUAUUUAUUUGUUGAAAGUUUGACCCAGUCCUGUUCAAAUACAAAUCAAGGAUUAGAAUGCAUGUUUUUGCUCUGAAAGUAUUUGAACAUUAAAAGAUUAUUCAAGCCAGC